UUCACAUUCUCCUCUCACAAGCUUCACAUCUGGGUCCUCUUUCAUCCAGACCCAUUAUAUACUUAUUAUCCGAGAUACAUACAUACGCAUAACAUAUCUGCAUACAUAUAUCUCUUUAGGGCUAUCUAUUCUCAAUUAAUCAAAUCACGAAUAAUCAAUUGAAGAUCCCCAAAAAUGGAGCGAUAUCCCACUCCUCCAUCCACCAGCUCCCCAAAGCAUAAUAAUCACGGAUAUCACAAUGGCCAUAACACAGGCGAACGAAACGCAGCUUCACGCGAUACAUAUGGAAAAGCGCCUACUGCAGAAUCAUACAUUUCACAUAAUAACGAUCAAGCGCACGAUAAAAAAUCAGGCAUCUAUUCCUCUUUUACAGAUGCAUCGACUAUAGUUCCAGCCUCCACCGAGGCCUGGGCAUCCGGUCAUCCAGCUCCUAGCUAUAGUAAACCGAGCGAAGUCCACGAUUUUUACGGAAUCACUUCUCAAGAUCCUUCCUACAAUGCUCCGAAUCAAUUUGCGGGUCCUCCAUCUACCGACUACUUCAAAACUGCGCCGCAGGAUUCUCGCGCGAAAAGUCAUAGCUAUAGCUAUAAUGAAAAUAGUCAAAGGACUACUCAUCGACCAGCCCAAGAAACGUAUUGGCAAACAAGCUCCAAUCCCGUCUCUCCCUCCCAAAGCCGGCCAAUGCAAAUCGUAGAUCCGCAUCCAUAUUCCGAAGACUUCGAUCCCGCUCAACCGACCCACCCUGGUCCUCCACCGCGGCGCUCUAGCUCCCCAAUCCCAAACACUUUCCCCUCCACAGGCAGCACAAACCCCUACUCCCACCCACCACAACAACCUCCCCGUCCCCAACCAAUUCGUCGCCGUUCCUCGCCCAUCCCAGGACGCAUCACAUCACCCUUCAAAAAACCCCUCUCACCCUUCUCAUUUUCCCGUCCUAAACCCCGUCCCGGCUUCAUCAAACGCAUAACCCAGCGCAUAAAAUCCUGGAUCCAAUCUCUCUUCUCCUGGAGCCGUGCUAAUCCCAUAAAAGCGGGUCUCCUAUCUUUCAUCCCCGUUCUUCUCGGAGCAGGAAUUGUCAAAACCGUGAAAGGAAUAAAACAUUUCCUAGGUCGUGGAGCUGAUAAAGUGAAGGAAAAGAAACAUAAACUUGGGAAAGGGAUACAGGGUGCGAGGAAGGCGCAGAGGAGAUGGAUUGAGGAUGUUCUUGGAGAUUUUAAGGGAUUUGCUGGAGCUAAGGGGGGUCCGCUUAAUGGCAUCUUGAGGAUUGUACAUAUGCUGUUGUGAGUUUUUUUUUUUCUUCUUUUUUCUAUCGUUACACUCCCCCCUCCUUCCCCCCCUUUUGAUUGUCAUCCCAGCACCAUAAUAACUCUCCCCGUCCAACUCCUGGACAUAAAUCUCAAGCAUCACCCCUCUUCCUCCCUAAACACCAAUCCAAUCCAAUCAUUAGAAUAGCCUAUCAUACAACCUAUAAACCCUCAUCAUCCCCCCACAAACAUAAAAUACAUAUCUUCUCAAACCCCAACAUCUAGUCUAACUUCCCAACGCACAGAAACCACUACUGCAGACUCUCACCAUCCAACUACCCUCGCGCGGCAUCUAUCCUUCUCGAGCUCUAUUUUCUCGAUUUGAAAACACUGUCAUGAUGUCUUCUUCAUCCUUCUUCAUCUUUUCUUUCUCUUAACUUCUAACUUCUUCCUUCAUUUCCCUGCGUUGUUUACAAUUCCAUUUUUGAAUUUCCAUACCAAAAUGUUACAUCUGGUCCAUCAACCUCUCAUAUCAUAUGUUUUCCCCCUUCUCAUCAUACCACCCUCAUCAUAUCAUACCAAUUACGAAAACCCGACCAACGCAUAACGCAUAACGAAGAAACAUGACACACGAAGGAAUAAGACGGUAAUCUAGUCUAGGUAUCUGGGUACACAACUCCAAACGAAUUAAUGAAUCAAAUGGCCACUAUUAAAUAAAUAAAUAUAUCAUAUCGCCGAAAAAAC
Sclerotinia trifoliorum is the source of this 1988-nucleotide messenger RNA. The record is from the annotation of a GenBank genome assembly. NCBI's taxonomy places the organism in Eukaryota, Fungi, Ascomycota, Leotiomycetes, Helotiales, Sclerotiniaceae.